CCGAAAUCUAAUAAUACGAUCAAAUGUUAUGAACAUUAUGACACUACCGCCAUCUUGAUAUGUUUUAUUUCCAUGAAAUUAACCAAAUGGCUUCAAAAAGGACGUUUCAUAGCCUUUUCGCGAGACAAUUAGAAUGGUUUUUGACAGUUUAAAGUAAAAUUCGUGUCCUAUUUCAAAUCAAAAGUUGAUCGAUCAUUAAAAAUUAAAAAUUUAUAUUCUUUUUCAGAUCGAAAUCAAAUUUGUGUGCAUUUUAGAUAUAUAGAGAGAAUUAUGCUGCACAGAUCUUACACCCUUUUGAAUUUCUUCCGAAACAUUAGCUGCCACUGUACCGGUGAACACUGCAUUUUCCAAAUAGGUUUGUCAAGGAGACGCUCUAAUAUAUUGAUAACACCUAACCAUGGUGUACGUUGUAAGGUACACGUGAUUUCCAAUAGUCAGAGCAAUUUUGGUCAAAAAAAAGCAGGAAAAACUGGAGACUUAAAAUGGACUUGUAUUAUAACACGGCGAACAGCAUCCGACGAUAUAAAAGGAAAGGGGAUCGGAGAUUUGCUUCAACAAGAAAAGAUAUUUAUCCAAGAUGGUCAGGAUAGAGUAAUUGAAUUAAACGAAGAAAAACUAGGAAAACUGAAAGAACGGCCUUUAAAUGUGGAGCCAGUUGUUGAGAUUGAUGAUAAGAAAAAGAAAGAUCCAGCAAAGGUAGCAGAGUUUAUCGAUAAGCCUGUAAUAGAAAGUAAAGAAACUGCUGAAGAAGAUAUUACGUCGAAGAAGACAAAGAAAAGGUUAAGAGUCGAUAGAUCUACGGCAUCGUUGGAACGCAACUUUAUUACACCGGUAAAAGCUAUGAAUGACUUUCUGUUGAAACCAUCCGAUCUUGAAAUACUACCAAAAACAAAGCGAAGAUCUCCGUACGAAUUUGAACCGCCGAUUACUGUUUAUUGGAGAAAAGAUGUUGAAGCUAAAGCACUGGAAGUCUGGGGGUCACGUGAAGCUUUAUUAAAAGAGCUUCUGAAGAAAGAACUUGAACGGAAAACGUACCAACAAAAUAUUUUCACUGUAAAACGAAGAUUGAGAGACUAUAGACGGGAAAUGGGUAAUAAGACUGAGACGGUAGAAACGGAGGGCUUGUUUGGUAGAUCCGGACGAGUAGUACUAACGGCAGUUGUUAUAAAUGCAAGUAACUUUCUAUUUAAGCUGUUCGCUUGGAUAUAUACGGGUUCACAUAGUAUGUUUUCAGAAUGUAUACAUUCAGCAGCAGACACAUGUAAUCAAUUGAUUCUAGCUUAUGGCAUUCAUAAAUCCGUUCAAAAUCCUAAUGCCGAUCAUCCAUACGGUUAUACCAACAUGAAAUAUGUAUCCUCUUUAAUAUCGGGCGUAGGCAUUUUUUGUGUCGGUACAGGUUUAUCAAUCUAUCACGGAAUUCACGGACUUCUAUUUCCUGCAUCUGUAGAGUCUUUUUAUUGGGCAUACUUUAUUUUAGGUGGAUCCUUAGUUUCCGAAGGAGCCACUUUAUUAGUAGCUAUAAAUUCUAUUAAAAAAGGAGCAGAGGAGAAAAAAGAAACUUUUUGGGAAUAUGUAUUAUCAGGUCAAGAUCCAUCGGUUAACGUCGUUUUAAUGGAAGAUUUGGCAGCUGUAUUAGGGCUAGUUUGUGCCGCUUCGUGUAUGGGUUUAACCUCCUACAUAGGAAAUUCAACUUUUGAUGCUAUUGGAUCCUUAUUAGUUGGAGGUCUUCUUGGCGGAGUAGCAUCCUUUAUAAUUUAUACCAAUGUUGCAGCUUUAGUUGGGAGAAGUAUAUCGCAAGAAAAUCUUGACAAAAUCAAUGCUGUAUUAGAGUCCGAUAUAAUGGUUCGAGCUAUUCAUGAUGUCAAAGGUAUUGAUAUGGGUAACAAUUUGGUCAGAUACAAAGCCGAAUUAGAUUUUGAUGGGCGAGAGCUAACCAGAUCUUAUCUUGAUAAACAUGAUCUGCUUACUAUGUUGGAGGAAGUGAAAACUAUGCAAAAUAUCGAUGAGCUAGAAGCAUUUCUUUUGAAACAUGGUGAAAGUAUCGUUGAUAUGCUUGGUGGAGAAAUUGAUAGAAUAGAAUUAAAAUUAAAGAAAAAUCAUCCAGAGAUCAGACAUUGCGAUUUAGAAGUUUUAUAAGAAAUUUUUUAGUUACCGUGAUCUCUUCUGUAAAUAUUUAAUUGUAAUAUCAAUAUUAUAAUAUAUAAUGUAUCUAUGAAAGGGAGUAAUUUUUAUUUUAAUGAUUGG
Molecule: messenger RNA, 2244 nt
Organism: Vespa mandarinia (Asian giant hornet)
Lineage: Eukaryota; Metazoa; Arthropoda; Insecta; Hymenoptera; Vespidae
Gene: ZnT49B
Product: solute carrier family 30 member 9
Biological process (GO): transmembrane transport; intracellular zinc ion homeostasis; zinc ion transport
Cellular component (GO): membrane; endoplasmic reticulum
Molecular function (GO): monoatomic cation transmembrane transporter activity
Source: RefSeq, a predicted model, not a curated record